Molecule: messenger RNA, 1788 nt
Organism: Nicotiana attenuata
Lineage: Eukaryota; Viridiplantae; Streptophyta; Magnoliopsida; Solanales; Solanaceae
Product: cytochrome P450 CYP736A12-like
Exons: 2
Coding region: 116-1600 (494 amino acids)
Molecular function (GO): oxidoreductase activity, acting on paired donors, with incorporation or reduction of molecular oxygen; monooxygenase activity; iron ion binding
Source: RefSeq, a predicted model, not a curated record
CAGAUUUCUUGAUCCUUUUCAUAAGAAAUAUAAAGGAGAAAAAUAACAAUAGUAUAUAUUCGUUAUCAUCUUGCAGUAGAGCUCUUAGAAUUAAGGUAACAAAGUCCUAAGAGCCAUGGCUUUGACAUGGGCAACACUUAUAGUUGGUCUAUUAGUAUAUGCCUUAUAUGAGCUGCUAAACAUCAAGAAGAGAAAAAGGUUUCCUCCAGGUCCAAAAGGGCUUCCCAUUUUAGGACAUCUUCAUUUGUUAGGUAAAAAUCCACACCAAGAUUUACAAAAACUAGCCAAGAAACAUGGUCCUAUUAUGUAUAUGCGAUUGGGAUUAGUACCUACAAUUGUUGCCUCGUCUGCUGAUGCAGCCGAGAAAGUCCUCAAGACAUAUGAUCACAUAUUUGCUAGUAGGCCUCACCACGAGGCAUCUCAGUAUAUGGCUUAUGGCCAGAAGAAUUUGAUUUUUGCAAAGUACGGACCAUAUUGGCGUAAUAUGCGCAAAUUGUGCACCGUGCACCUUUUGAGUAAUCAUAAGAUCAAUUCAUUUGAGUCCAUGAGAAAGCAACAACUUCAACUUCUGAUUGAUUCACUUAAACGGGAAGCUCAUGAUUGCGUUGCUGUUGAUCUUAGUGCAAAGAUUACGUCCUUGAAUGCCAACUUGACUUGCUUAAUGGUAUUCGGAAAGAAGUAUAUGGAUGCGGACUUGGAUAAAAGGGGAUUCAAAGCUGUAGUUCAAGAUGUUGUGCAUUUAGCAGCAACACCAAAUCUUGGAGAUUUUUUCCCCUUUCUUGGUGUUAUUGAUCUCCAGGGACUCACUCGCAAGCUCAAAGAUCUUUCAAAGGUGUUUGAUGAGUUUCUUGAGAAGAUUAUCGAUGAUCACGUUCAGUCUCAUGACGAGAAACAAACCAAGGACUUUGUCGACACCAUGAUGGAGAUUAUGCAAUCAGGAGAAGCAGAGUUUCAAUUUGACCGUCGACAUAUAAAAGCUAUCCUCUUGGACAUGCUUAUGGCUGCAAUUGACACUUCAGCAACAUCAGUAGAAUGGAUAUUGACAGAGCUUCUUAGGCGCCCUCAUGUGAUGAAGAAACUCCAAAAAGAGUUGGAAGAAGUUGUAGGAAAUGAAAAGAUGGUAGAAGAAUCAGACUUGGAGAAUUUGAAGUACUUAGAUAUGGUUGUAAAAGAGGGCCUGAGGCUGCAUUCCAUAGUGCCAAUAAUGCAUCAUGAGGCCAUGGAAGAUUGUAUAGUCGAUGGCUUUCACAUACAAAAGGGAUCCCGAAUCAUGAUAAAUUGUUAUGCAAUUCAGAGGGAUCCAAAUGUUUGGCUUGAGCCUGAGAAGUUUUUCCCAGAGAGAUUUGUUGGGAGCAACGUAGAUAUUCGUGGACGUGAUUUUCAACUUUUACCAUUUGGCUCUGGUAGAAGAAGCUGCCCUGGAAUGCAGUUGGGGAUUACCAUUGUUAGCCUUGUGGUUGCACAAUUGGUGCAUUGCUUUGAUUGGGAGAUUCCAAAUGGUAUGCAGCCUCUUGAUUUAGACAUUGAUGAGCAGUUUGGGUUAGUAACAUGCAAAGAAAAGCCUUUGAUGGCUAUUCCAACUUAUAGACUAAAGGAAUGAUGCAAAUACAUUGCAGAUGUAAGAGAACUAGUUUCUCUAAACUUUACAUUUUAUUUUACUUAGCUACUGAUAAUAUUACACAAGCGAUCUACUCCAAAGUUUUGUGAUUGUUGUAUAUUUCCCCCGCUAUUCUACAAAUCUAUAUUGACAGUAAAUCUAUGCCUAACUAGAUGGGAAUUCGCCCAUAA